AUGAGUUCUGACGACGAUUUCGAAAUCGAGGUGCCCGACCUCGCGGCAGACGAUCCUAUGAGAGCAUUUCUACCGACGGCUUUUGGAAAGAAGUCGAAAGAAGCCGACAUCGCUGCCCAAUUCGACAGAAGUCGCAGGACAGUGACCAGUAAAGCCCCAGAAAUUAGUAGUGCACAGCAAGCCCAGGAACCCAAGAAGAAGAGUAAUUCGAGCGACGAUUCCGACAGCGACGACUCCGAUGACGACGACGAAUUUCCUGUAUCGCACGAGCUUGUUCUCAAAACACAUGACCGCGCUGUAACCACGGUUUCGCUCGACCCUGCAGGAGGACGCUUAGCAACUGCUUCCACAGACUGCACCGUUAAGCUGCACGACUUCGCCUCCAUGACUCCCACCACUCUGAGGGCUUUCCGCUCCGUCGAUCCAUACGAACAGAAGACAUCCGCUGCAAGCUCCGAGUCGCACCCCGUCCAUCGCAUAGAGUUCAACCCGCACGCUGGAGGGGUCUUCCUCUGCGUCUCAGCACACCCCCAAGCGAAGAUCAUGUCUCGGGAUGGUGACAUUGUUACAGAAUUUAUAAAGGGAGAUAUGUAUCUUCGUGAUAUGCACAAUACCAAGGGUCACAUUUCCGAGAUUACAACUGGAACAUGGCACCCUACUGACAAGAAUUUAUGUAUUACUGCUGGCACCGAUAGCACAUUGAGAAUAUGGGAUGUCAACAACAAGCGAUCCCAGAAGGAUGUCAUUGUCUUCAAAUCCAAGGCCGCUGGCUCCGCGGGCCGUACCAAGAUGACCGCGGUUGCAUGGGGAUCUUCAGCUCAAGGUGGCAGCAAUGUGCUUGUCGCAUCAGCUCUUGAUGGCUCGUUAGUCAUGUAUAGCGGCAACAGUCCCUUCUCACGACCUGCAGGAGAGAUUCGCGAUGCCCACAAGCCCCAGACUUGGACCAGCGGUAUCGACAUAUCAUCAGACGGCCGCAUGGUGGUCACGAGAGGCGGCGACGAUUUGAUUAAGCUAUGGGACACUCGCAAGUUUACCAUACCCCUGGUCACAGUGUCUCAUACAUCUACCUCGGACCAUUACUCGACAAGUAACAUCAAAUAUGCGCCGAACUCGACAAGUAUCAUCACAGGCUCCGUUACGGGUCAUCUCCAUAUCCUGAACCCCGGCAAUCUGCGCGCGGAACAUGUCACUCCAAUAACACCUGGGUCACCACUCAUCACAGUUGAUUGGCACCCAAAGAUUAAUCAAAUUAUCACAGGUUCAGCUAACGCCGAAACCCACGUCUUGUACAACCCACAGAUGUCGAGCAAAGGAGCUGUAGAUGUCAUGUCACGAGCACCGAAGAAACGCCAUAUCGACGACAACCCGGAACUGACCAUGGACCAGUCGGCCGGUGUAUCUGGUGAUGCCAUCAUGGUACCAGGCGCCUCAGGAGGCUCAAGGAAGUCUGGUGUUACAGUAUCUGGCCGAUCUAAGGAUCCUCGACGCCCGUACAUGCCUCAGCAAACCCCGUUGCAGAAGAACGCACCCGACGAGAAGUCUAUCGCAGCAAACAUUCCUCUUGCACGCAUGCUGCACGAAGAUCCUCGAGAAGCUUUGCUGAAGUAUGCAGACAAGGCUCAGAAUGACCCAAUGUUCACCAAAGCUUGGAGCAAGACGCAGCCUGAAACCCAGUAUGCGGAGCUUAGCGAUGGGGAAGACGGCCCUGACAAGAAGAGGCUCAAGAGGUGA
This is a messenger RNA of Fusarium poae, 1731 nucleotides long. RefSeq lists its product as uncharacterized. Gene Ontology annotation, biological process: regulation of DNA double-strand break processing. The coding region runs from base 1 to 1731 and encodes 576 amino acids. The record is from RefSeq and is a predicted model, not a curated record. The transcript has a single exon. Gene Ontology annotation, molecular function: protein binding. Gene Ontology annotation, cellular component: nucleus; site of double-strand break. Lineage: Eukaryota; Fungi; Ascomycota; Sordariomycetes; Hypocreales; Nectriaceae.